CAUCAUCAAAAAUAUGUUAAAACUGAAUUGUUGAUUGAUUUAAAGUCGUACCAUGUUGAAAAUAUUACUUUUUGUUGUUCUAAGUUUUUUUAUACAAAUAUUUUGUGAAGAUAUUGAUGUAACUUUGCCAAAUGGUAAAAUCCGUGGAUUGAAAGUAACGCCUGUGGUUACUAAUCUUACUUAUUACUCAUUUUUGGGAAUUCCGUUUGCCGCGCCACCUAUUGGAAACCUUCGAUUUAAACCCCCUCAACCUGUUGAAAAUUGGGAAGGUACCCUAAUAGCCGAUAAUAACGAUGCUUUAUGUUAUCAAGUGGGUAAAAAAACAGAACAUGCUUCGGAAGACUGUUUGUACCUAAAUGUUUAUACUCCAGUUGUCCCCUCAACUUCCUCCAGCUUGCCGGUUUUAGUCUUCAUAUAUGGGGGAACUUUCAGACGAGGCCGUUCUUUUCCAGGUUAUAAAUCUCCUGCCUUUCUAAUGAAGGAAAAUGUAGUGGUUGUUACAUUUAACUACAGGGUAGGACCGUUCGGAUUCUUAUCUACAGAAGAUGAAGUUAUUCCUGGAAAUAUGGGAUUAAAAGAUCAACAAUUCGCUCUAAAAUGGGUUCAGCAAAAUAUUAAUCUUUUUGGUGGAGAUCCAAGGCAAGUAACUCUGAUGGGUCAAAGUGCUGGAUCAGCUUCUGUCACCUAUCAACUUUUAAGUCCGGGAUCAGCAGGUUUAUUUAGAGCAGCUAUCGGAAAUAGCGGUUCGGCAUUAUGCACAUGGGCUUUCCAAAGGAACGCUGCAGAUAUUGCUUAUGGAAUCGCAGCUGAAAUCGAUCCAACUUUUGAAAGAAAUAGAACGUCCGAAGAACUAUUGAAUUUCUUAUCGAACGUCCCUGCGUCUGCCAUUGAAGAUACCGCAGACAAAUAUAAUGCAUUCGCUCCAGUUAUAGAAGUUCCUCAUGUCGGGGCUCUUAUAUCUGAUCUAAUGUAUAGAAACGCAGAGAACGGCAGCUUCAAUAAAGUUCCAGUUUUGAUGGGUUUUAAUUCCGAGGAAGCUUUGAUGAUGGCAGAAAAAACGGGUUCAUGGAGGUCAUAUGUUCGACAAUAUGAUAAAGAUCUUCGUACAUUAGUUGAUGAUGACAUGUAUAUCACUGAUAGCGACAAAAAAUUAUUGGUAGGAAAAGAGAUCAAGAAAAUCUAUUUGAAUGAUACCGACAUGUUUGCUGAUAAACUUGGAGAAUCUGUACAGUAUUUUGGUGACAACAGAUUUAUCAGGCCAAUUAUAAAGUUCGCAGAAUUGAUACGUCAUCAUGUUGAUUUAUACUUCUACCAAUUUUCUUACCAUGGUCCCUUGGGUGGCAAUAGUGUAGAAAUACCAGGAAUUGGCAAAGUCGCUCACGCAGAAGACCAAAACUAUUUUUGGGUAGUUCACGAUAACUACGAUUCAUUUCCCGACACAGAUAUUAAAACAUUGCAACGAUACGUCACGCUUUUAACCAAUUUUGUUAAAUAUCUGAACCCCACUCCAAUAGCUGACGAUUUAUUGCAAAAUAUCACAUGGCCAAAAGCAACUGAGAAUGAUUACUUAUAUUUGGAUAUUGAUACGAAUUUGAGUAUACAAACAAAUCCCAGGAACUUUUCUUAUAGUAAAUGGGUGGAUAUAUAUGAAGAAAACGCAGCUAAACCGUUUAUAUCUUAUUAGUAUUUAGAAAUAAACGACUUUUAACUCAA
Messenger RNA from Diorhabda carinulata, 1713 nucleotides. Its product is annotated as juvenile hormone esterase-like. The transcript has 11 exons. The coding region runs from base 53 to 1684 and encodes 543 amino acids. The record is from RefSeq and is a predicted model, not a curated record. NCBI's taxonomy places the organism in Eukaryota, Metazoa, Arthropoda, Insecta, Coleoptera, Chrysomelidae.